AUGUUAAAUGACUUCAUUGGGGUACAGAUGAAGAACGCAGUUUGGAUGCCCACAUGUGAACGUUACCGUGGACCGGUCCAUAUGGCUGUCUGCUAAUUAUACAUCUGAAACGUGGCUUAAAGAGUGAUGCCUCAGGUCUCAGUCAGCUGCAGCAACCAUGUCUGAUAAUGGAGAGCUCGAAGAUAAACCUCCAGCCCCCCCAGUGAGGAUGAGCAGCGCAGUCUUUAGCUCUGGGACAAAAGACCCCCUGUCCAGCAAUCACAGCCUAAAGCCUCUUCCCUUAAUACCCGAAGAGAGGAAAUCAUCCAGAAACAAAAUCAUAUCCAUCUUCUCUUACAAUGAAAAAGUAGGUAAGAAGAAAGAACGUCCUGAGAUCUCCCCACCUUCCGACUUUGAACACACUAUACACGUGGGCUUCGAUGCUGUGACUGGAGAGUUUACUGGUAUGCCGGAGCAAUGGGCACGGUUGCUCCAGACGUCAAACAUCACCAAGCUCGAGCAGAAAAAGAACCCACAGGCCGUGCUGGAUGUGCUGAAAUUCUAUGACUCAAAGGACACAGCUAAACAGAAAUACCUUAGCUUUUCAGCACCAGAUAAAGAUGGACUCCCCUCCGGCGUGUCGCCUGCACCAAAUGCUAAAGGAUCUCAGCCAACAAGAGCAGCAACAGAUGAUGAUGACGAUGAUGAUCCCAAUCCUCCAGUUAUUGCUCCACGACCUGAACAUACAAAAUCGAUGUACACACGAUCUGUUAUUGACCCAAUACCUCCCCCUGCUGGAGAUGCUGACAGUGCGGCAAGGAAUGCAGACAAGCAGAAAAAGAAGACCAAGAUGACUGACGAUGAGAUAAUGGAGAAGCUUCGAACUAUAGUGAGCAUAGGCGACCCUAAGAAGAAAUACACUAGAUAUGAAAAGAUUGGUCAGGGGGCCUCUGGAACUGUCUUCACUGCUAUUGAUGUAGCCACUGGUCAAGAGGUUGCAAUUAAACAAAUAAACCUCCAAAAGCAGCCCAAGAAAGAAUUGAUCAUAAAUGAAAUUCUGGUGAUGAAAGAGCUGAAGAACCCAAAUAUUGUAAACUUCCUGGACAGCUUCCUAGUAGGAGAUGAACUGUUUGUGGUGAUGGAGUACCUGGCUGGUGGCUCUCUCACUGACGUCGUCACAGAAACCUGCAUGGAUGAAGCACAGAUAGCUGCUGUAUGUAGAGAGUGUUUGCAAGCUCUGGAAUUCCUGCAUGCAAACCAGGUUAUUCACCGAGACAUCAAGAGUGAUAACGUGCUUCUAGGCAUGGAUGGCUCUGUCAAACUAACUGACUUUGGUUUCUGUGCUCAGAUUACCCCUGAGCAGAGCAAACGUAGCACCAUGGUGGGAACACCAUACUGGAUGGCUCCUGAGGUGGUAACCAGAAAAGCAUAUGGCCCCAAAGUAGAUAUAUGGUCGCUUGGAAUAAUGGCUAUUGAAAUGGUGGAAGGAGAACCACCUUAUCUCAAUGAGAACCCCCUAAGGGCUUUGUAUUUGAUUGCUACUAAUGGCACCCCCGAACUGCAGAACCCUGAAAAACUCUCUCCAAUAUUCCGAGAUUUCCUGAAUCGUUCUUUGGAGAUGGAUGUAGAAAAGAGAGGAUCAGCAAGAGAUCUCCUACAGCAUCCAUUCUUGAAACUUGCAAAACCACUGUCCAGCCUGACUCCCCUAAUCCUGGCUGCAAAAGAAGCUAUGAAAGGCAACCGUUAACAUCCAACCAAGACCUUCCUCCAGUAUGCCCUUUGCCUUGUUAACCCUCCUAGUCUUUUAUAAGUGCCACUCCUCGCCAGCUGAGACGACUAUCCACAGCCAGAGAAGACACAGACCAGAGAUUCACACUUUCUCCUUGUCCUGGCAGUGAAAGUACUGAUAGAGGACGUGGCACCCCCAUGCUGUGCAUCUUUCUUCCUGAAGAAGGAUAAAACUUAGUGGCCUUUUCAAAUCCCCAUCUUUUUGGGAUUUUGACUGCAUUAAUGGGAAUAAUUUUAUACGUCUGCGCCCUCUGAAGAUGCCGCCUGCUCUUGUUUUCUGGCCUUUUCUUGAUACUUGAAUAACUCUCAUGCCAGUGCCAGAGCUGUUCUCUCUUGCUGGCUUCUUUAUAUUCCAUUCGCUCACCCUGUGCCUGCCUUCACCACGGUCUUGUGCUUCGGGGGGCAGGGUGUGUGCCUAUGUUCCUUCUAUACAGGGGGGCUACCUCUCUGUCACCAGUCAAUUUUAUUGAUGCUCCCUGUUCAGGUUUCUAAUAUGCAAGGCAUAUUCUUGGUGGGGAGGUUCAUUGAAAACGUCUUAACUAGUUCUUCUAGAAUUGUUAGUUCUGCAAUAGGGAAAGGGCUGAGGAAGUGCGGACUGUCCUUGCCUGUGCCAUGCUAUUUCGAGAGAAUUCUUCUACAACAGUGGCCUUUUUUUUUCUAAUUAAUAUGGUCGCUUCUAUGUAAUCUCAAAAGUGCUCUUAAAAUUACACCCAAGGAGAAAUUCUUCGGAAAUUUGAUAAUUUUCUUAACCUCCUUCUGACACCUCGUAAUGUCGCAUUAAGGGAAGUUGUGCCAAAGUUACAACCAUUUUCUAUGCAGGAUAUUUUGUGUAUACUUUUUUUUUUUUUUUUUUUUUUAGGGUUAUGUCAAAAAUACUGUAAGAGAUGACAAAAUUAAGUGCCUGAUGAGUAUUUUCUUCUGUUGAGCUGCAGAAUCUCCAGAGCAUCGUAAAGAACUUUCUGGAACUACAGCCCGCCACUUAAAGUUGAUACUCCCUCCCCCGUCCCCACUUCCCUGUAGUGUUUUCUGAUUAGUCCCUGAUUUCUCUGUCUCCAGUCAUCUGUGGUUGAGGUGGAGCAUGUGCCAGAAGUCUAAAAUCUUCAAAGAAAUUGCAUCCAUCAUAUAGUCCUGUUUUUGUUUAGAAGGUUCCACACGUCCGAAACCUGUUUGUGAUCCACUGGACUAAAGGGAAUUCUUGUAUCAUGCUAUAUGGCAGCAUUAUUUGUUAUUCGUGUUCCAUGCAGGAAGCUGAACCUGGGUCUUGGACAUUUCACUGAAGUAUAGCUGACCCUGCCAACAUGAACAGUGUCCUCUAAUGAAAAAGCAGUAACAUUGGGAUAACGUGCCUUUACGUUGGCAAGCAGCCUAGUAAUUGAACCUCUGAUUUUCCACUGAUUGUGGUGGUUCUGUGCCCUCUAAACAUAUCUACUGCUGGUAUUUCGUUAUUCCACAUCAGUGUUGUAGAUCUUGUGAAGCUGCUGUGAAGGGAUUGAUCUAUUCUUCUAACUGCAAAGAUUUCUGUCACAGUCGUGUUAGUUUGCACUGUCAAAGCCAAUACUCUUAGUAGGUGCUACUGUCCACAAAAGUUCUGCAACAUCCCAAAAAAACCUUUCCUUAAGACGUGGAAGCCAGUGUGGUAUUGGAAUUUAUCUGUACGCGGGGGCAGUAAGGUUGUUAAUUAAUUAGUCUAUGGUUUUAUUGAAGCCGGUAUCAAAUCCAGAGAGAAGCGUGCUUUCAGGUUGGUAGAUGGCCAUGCCAAUGGUGCAAGUGUUCAGUUGCUUAGCUUGAUCGUAUUCCUGGUUUUGUGUUGGCCAGAUGUUGCUUCAAGACUGGCAGUAGCAUUCAGCGAACCCUAGUGUUUGUAACUGGCACAUAUCUAACAUUCUGUAAUAAGACAUAUAAAACCAUAGUGCAGACUGUGGACCAUGGGCAUCAGAAACAUGCAGUGCGUUUGUGUCGAGACGGUGUUUAGAUGUAGCUCUGUUCUGCUUAUGGUUCUCACAUUUAUCAUCAUUGGUCGGUUAUUAAGUCUUGACAUUUCCCCGUAGGAAUUAUACAUGGCUGAACUGUAGAUCGAAACGUGCUCGUUCUCUGAAGGGCUCUGUUCUUGGAGCAGUUUGUUGAUACGCUUAAUACCAGAGUUGGUAUUUAUGUGGCACCGGCCAAGAGUCUGUGAUUACUGCUUAGUAUA
Molecule: messenger RNA, 3958 nt
Organism: Bufo bufo (common toad)
Lineage: Eukaryota; Metazoa; Chordata; Amphibia; Anura; Bufonidae
Gene: PAK2
Product: p21 (RAC1) activated kinase 2
Exons: 15
Coding region: 158-1726 (522 amino acids)
Biological process (GO): regulation of MAPK cascade; regulation of axonogenesis; protein phosphorylation
Cellular component (GO): cytoplasm
Molecular function (GO): protein serine/threonine kinase activity; ATP binding
Source: RefSeq, a predicted model, not a curated record